AUGCUAUCGAAAAAGAAAGUGGAGUAUAACCCCGAGGACAACAAGGAGGGUGUCACAUACGAGUUCCACGCUCCGCGGUCACCAUUGGACGUCCGCAGCGAGCAGAUCCGUAAAUCGCACCAAGCAUCAAAAUGGAGGAAAAUGCUUCCCUCUUUGGCAGUUGGAGGUGCUCUGAUCUGGGGUUUCUACGCAUACAACUAUUUCAGCGCCGACAAAAAGGAAACAAUUUCAGACUUGCUUCUUCCAGACCGGUUUCUGCCUUAUCUGGUAUCUUUCAAGUACCAAGUCGAUCAGGAUCAUUAUUUGAUUGAGCUCACAAGGAAAAAUAGAGGAAGCAUCUUGGCUCCCCAUCAACAAUUGUUCGAUGGAAAAAGAAUAUGGAGUGUUGAGAUCAAGCAACCUGAAAUCAACAUUGUACGCAACUAUACACCACUACCCCUGUAUGUUGCGGGAAUCGACCCUAACACACAGGAGCCUCAUCUUCGAUUAGUAACCAAACCGGAGGAGGAAGGUAAGUUUGUGCUAUUGGUCAAGCGUUACGAUAAUGGUGAAUUUUCCCGCUGGUUGACGAGCCGCAAGCUGCUAGACGAGGUGGAAUUGCGCGGUCCAGUCGUGGAAUAUAAGGUCCCGUACCACCCAUUGGAUAAAUUCCCCGCAAGGCCUCAAUUGCAACCUCUGUUAUCAAAAAUACAGCCAGACCCCGAGUAUUAUGAAAAUAUUCCGCAGCCGGAGACGUGGGCAUUUUACGCGGCAGGAACUGGAAGUCUAAUCUUCCAAGCCAGCUGA
Molecule: messenger RNA, 786 nt
Organism: Ogataea haglerorum
Lineage: Eukaryota; Fungi; Ascomycota; Pichiomycetes; Pichiales; Pichiaceae
Exons: 2
Coding region: 1-786 (261 amino acids)
Molecular function (GO): oxidoreductase activity
Source: RefSeq, a predicted model, not a curated record